Messenger RNA from Fusarium coffeatum, 642 nucleotides. RefSeq lists its product as uncharacterized. The record is from RefSeq and is a predicted model, not a curated record. NCBI's taxonomy places the organism in Eukaryota, Fungi, Ascomycota, Sordariomycetes, Hypocreales, Nectriaceae. The transcript is spliced from 4 exons. The coding region runs from base 1 to 642 and encodes 213 amino acids.
AUGCCUUCCAGAAUCUUUGUCAACAAGGCGUCUAUCCCAGAAAGGGCCAAAGAUGCAAUCAACUGGUGCUUUCUCCACCUCGCGGCUUUCCCAAUUCUCGCCAUCGAAGGUUGGUUCAGCAAAGAAGAAGGCAAAAGCGAAGUCAAGGCCAAGUUCAGGGGCAAGCAUGAACGAGAAAAACUGAACACCACCUCGACACCAGGUUUCCUUUUUUGCGGGUGUGUCCUCCACUCAAGUCUUCUCUCACUCUACUACCCAAGUGACUGCCCUUCAUCCCUCAUCACCACUCCCAAGGCCCUAUCUCAACUAUCUACAACUACCACCAACCCAACCGCCACCAUGGGAUUCCUCAACAUGAGCUACACCAGCAAGGUGAUACUCUUCGCCGUCCUGGUACUCAUCGGCGUCGUAUUCCUAGUCGUCGGUCUCCAUAGCGGAGAGAGUGCCAAGGAAGCAGAACUCAACCAGCAAGCAAAGGACGAAUUCGAGGAACGGUUCGACGCAGAAAAAAAAGUGAGCAAAAAAAUUGAAAAGAGAUUCAACAAGUUUGUCGAGGCGGACAAAGCGGAGAAAGAACGCUUGGGGAUCGUUAAGGAGAGGGAUGUGUGUCCGUGGACUUCGCCGAGUGGGUCUGAGGUUUGA